CAAAAUGAAAACGAAAUGGAAACACAUCCAAACGCGGCCUCCAUGCUAAGAAGCAGAAGCCUACCUUAUUCUUCUUCUCGUCUUUCUAAACCAUUGCUAGCUCUCAGUACGAGGAUGCUGUCUCCCUCUUCUCCUUCUUCUUCAGCAACCGCUUCAUCCGAAACAAGAAAAGGUUACCCUUCACUGAACCCUAAACCCUCAUUCAGUAACCUUUCUCUAUUCCCCCAAAAUCCUCAUCACACUCUUCAAACCAUGACGAUUUCUAACUGUUUCUCUCAUUCUGGGCCCACUAACCCUAUUCCGAUUUCUGAAUUGCACGAAGCUGAUUCGGUCGACUCUCUCGUUGUGGUUUCGUUCUACAAGUUCGCUGAUUUUCAUGAUCAUGCUCUUUUGCGUCAACCACUGAAGCAACUUUGUCAACAAUUGCGUGUUUCAGGCGGUAUCAUUCUUGCACCUGAAGGGAUUAAUGGCAGCAUAUGUGGCACACAGGAGUCGGUGGAGAAAGUCCUUGCAUUUAUUCAGAGUGAUGAUCGUCUAAAGGGGCUUAGACGUAUUGAAUCGCCUGUCACUCCCGAGGAUGAGGCCAUCCAUCACGGUCAACAUGGACAUAGUGCCAGUUCUCCACUUGCUGCUGGUGAAGAUGUUCCUUUCCGAUGGGAUCAUGUGAGAGUCAAGUUGAAGAAAGAGAUUGUCACUCUUGGGAUGCCUACUAUAUCGCCUAUUGAAAGGGUUGGAAAAUAUGUUGGCCCUAAUGAAUGGAAUUCUUUGAUUAGCGAUCCGGAUACAGUAGUAAUUGAUGUGCGCAAUAACUACGAAACCAGAAUAGGAAAGUUUAAAGGUGCAGUGGAUCCUUGUACCACAUCGUUUCGAGAAUUUCCGUCUUGGGUGGAGGAACGUUUCCAGCUUACCAGAACAGAUGCUGAUAAUCCAAAAGGUGAUGUAAACCAUUCAGACCAAAGUGCUGAAAAAGAAACAGAGAAUCCAAAACAUUUGCCGCGUGUUGCUAUGUAUUGCACUGGGGGUAUUCGAUGUGAGAAAGCUUCAAGCCUACUUCUUAGCCAAGGUUUCAAAGAGGUUUAUCACUUGGAAGGUGGAAUUCUGAAAUAUCUUGAGGAGGUUCCAGAGAGACAAAGCCUCUGGGAAGGAGAGUGCUUUGUUUUCGACAAGCGAGUCUCCGUGGAGCAUGGUUUGGCACAAGGAAAUUUCAAGCUGUGCUAUGGUUGUAAACAGCCUGUGAGUGAUGCCGACAUGGAAUCUCCAGAAUAUGAAUAUGGAGUCUCCUGUCCUAACUGUUUUGCUCAGAAGUCAGAAGAAGAGAAGGAGAGGGCUCGAGCUCGACAAAAACAGUUUGAGAGAUGGGGGAUUAUAGGUGGUCCUGAUAAGGGCCGCCGGCAACCGGACGGCCCUAGUAGAAAUCAAAACCAACUUUCACAGUCAGUUUAACUUAGUCAGGAAUGGACAAAUAAGAUAACUUCUUUGUUAUAUUCCUUUUCUUAAAUGUGUUAUAUUAGUGCAUGAAACUAAUAUGUGAUUUGAACUUCUAUGAAUGAUUUAUUGUCAUAGAAACUAUUUGGUGGCUAAUCUUUUGAGAAUGACCACCACUUUUUGA
Messenger RNA from Cicer arietinum (chickpea), 1609 nucleotides. RefSeq names its product rhodanese-like domain-containing protein 7. The record is from RefSeq and is a predicted model, not a curated record. Lineage: Eukaryota; Viridiplantae; Streptophyta; Magnoliopsida; Fabales; Fabaceae.